AUGAUCAUGUUAAUUUUCUUGUUGAUCUGGGGCCUUUUGAGUGGACUUGCAGCUGCUGCAGCUUCGACUGACAUUGAUGCCAAAUUCUUUUAUCUUCUUCUUGAUUCAGACUCGACUAUCACUAAGCUCCGGAGCGUUCAAGUGGUUCCUCCCUCCUCUACAGCACCGGUCAUACCAGGCAAUGUUCAAGCUAUCUGGCCUGCACUACAAAAUAACGAAGGAAUUAUCCAAACCGCGGUCGCAAACCAAGGUAGUAUUGGAGAGUGGUUUUACAUUGGGCUGGAGUAUUGCUGCACACCUGAAGACUGGAAAGCUGAUAAGGCUCAGCAAGUAUAUCCUGGAGAUCGUAUUACCACUCAGUAUGAGCUGACGAGCGCAAAUACUGGUGUAUACAAUGUUACAUGGAGGGUUGAGCGAGGCCACGCCGGUAUAAAAGCUAGUGAGAAGGACUUUUCUGCUGAGUCUGUUUUUAAUCCCCGAGAACAUCAGGCUUCUCCUGGUCAAGGUCCUUUCACGAAGGCCAAUACUACUAGGAGCGAUUGGUGUUAUAGACCUACCAACAACACCGACUUCGAAUACUAUCUCGAUGCCCCCACCGUUUAUAUAUCUAGCUCCCAAGUCAUUUGCAAGUAUUCCUUUCUGAUCCUCGGAGACACAACACCACCCACAUCACCCUCAUUUCACCCCACAACCUCCCACAUUGACCCCGGUCUCACCACCCAGGUCUUCCUCCUUUCUUUCACCACAAGUCCUACACCAUUCGCUCACAAUUGGAAUCCAUCUCUCCCCACCCCCAAACUAGAAGUACUAGAGCUACCCGCAUCUACCCUCUCCAACGGCCUCCCAGACCCUUCCUACUCCGCCAAAGUAGCUUCCAUCGAAUCAUCCUUCGACUCUUCCAAUUCGCUCCGAAUGUCCCAAUAUACCGAAAUACUAGAGGCUAGUCUGAUGAGCGCGUAUGGAACUGUUUCUAUCACGGCCGUGGAUGAGGAUAAUGCAUUGACUACUGUCACUGCAGAUAAAUUCAAUAUUCACCAGGCAUCAGUCGAUGCGGCAAUACUAGAUGAGAACGGACCAGGGAUUCUGGCAGGGAAUGGAGUGGGUAACUCUACGAGUGGAGAUACCGAUGAUGGAGAUGAUAUCUCUGGGCGUACAGUGGCGUGGAUGGUAGCCAUCAUUUGCGUGAUGGCGCUGCUAACGUUUUUCGGGGGCUUCUGGCUAAUUAAAAGACGCUCGGUUGGUUGA
Sclerotinia borealis F-4128 is the source of this 1245-nucleotide messenger RNA. The record is from the annotation of a GenBank genome assembly. NCBI's taxonomy places the organism in Eukaryota, Fungi, Ascomycota, Leotiomycetes, Helotiales, Sclerotiniaceae.